AUUUCGUAUACGUUGACGGGUGUAAGAUUUUUAAUUUUUACGUAAACGCGUGUGAUUUUUUAUUAAUAAGUUCCUAAUAUAUCAUUUAGAUAUUGUUUGAAAUUUUUUACGUCGUUGGAAAUUGUUACGUACGUUAUUUGAUCAUGGAGGACGAGGAAGAUGGAAAACCGUUCGCAAUCGAACGAGCAAAGUCCGGCCGUGCGAAAUGCAAAAAAUGUAAAUGUCCUAUCGAGAAGGAUACAAUAAGGAUCGCGAAAUUAGUUUCGAAUCCUUUUUCGGAGGGUUCGAAAAUGAAGGCAUGGCAUCAUGUGUCUUGCAUUUUCGAGUUAUUCGCGAAACAGAGAGCUACGACUAAGAGAAUCGAAGAUCCUGAGGUGGACAUUAGUGGAUGGGAUAAUCUUCAGGAAGAGGACAAAAAGAUUGUCCUUGAGAAGCUUCAAGAGUUUGAACAAUCCUAUUCUUACAAAUCACCGAAAACGAAAACACCAUUAAAAAGGAAAGGAAAUUCUUCGGAUGGUCAAUCAACAACAACGCCGAAUAAAUUGGAGGAUAAAAUCGAUAACGAGACGAAAUCACCGAUGAGAAAGAAAAUAUCGAAAAAAUUAAUGGGAUCUCCGGAGAAUUCUAAGAAUUAUUCAGACGAUCCCAAGACGGUUAAUCUCGUGGAAUCUAAAAUGGCCUCCAAGUUAAAGAUACCAACAAAGGACGAUCUAUUUCGCGAAUUUCGACGUAUUUGUGCGAAUGUAGCGGAGGUCGACGCUUACAAGGAGAAAACGGCGAUCCUUAGGAAUAUGUUCAUUCAUGGAUCGUCCGGUGAGGGAUUUAAGAGCGACAUCGUGCUUUGGUGUAAGCUGCUUUUACCCCAAGCGGCAAAGAGAAUUUACAAUUUGCAAAGUAAACAGUUGGUCAAAUUGUUCUCACGUAUACUGUUGCAAGAUGAAAACUCGAUGUUGGAGAAUCUCGAACAAGGUGAUAUAGCCGAAACGAUUCGUCUAUUUUUUGAGAGUAGCACGGCCGUUAAAGCCUCGCCAAAAAGUUUGCUCACGAUUCAAGAGGUGGACAAGUUUCUCGAGUUUUUAUCAGGUUUAACGAAGGAGGACGAACAGAUGCAUCACUUUAAGUCUAUUAUUGAUAAAUGUACUGGAAAUGAUUUGAAAAUGAUUAUAAGAUUGAUAAAGCACGAUCUUCGAAUAAAUGCUGGUCCUAAACAUAUCCUUAACGCCGUUCACGAGGAUGCAUUUAAAGCGUUUCAAGUAUCAAUGAAUUUAGAAGCGGUAUUGCAACGAUUUUUACCAAGUACCUCUACGCCAUCGUCGACUUCACCGAAGGAAACUACCUUAUUGACUUCGCCAGGUGGUACUAAAAUAGCACUCUCUCUUAUGACCCCUGUUUUACCGAUGCUGGCUGAAGCAUGCAAGUCCGUUGAAAUGGCAAUGAAAAAAUGCUGUAACGGGAUGUUCGCUGAAAUUAAAUAUGAUGGUGAACGUGUUCAAGUACAUAAAAAGGGUAUUGAAUUUCAAUAUUUUAGUCGAUCUCUUAAACCAGUAAUGGCACAUAAGAUAAGACAUUUUAAGGAUUACAUUCCGAAAGCGUUUCCAGAUGGCGAUGAUUUAAUUCUUGAUUCUGAAAUUCUUUUGAUCGAUAAUAAAACUAGCAAACCAUUGCCAUUUGGAAGUUUAGGUGUUCAUAAGAAAUCAGAAUUUAAAGAUGCAAACGUUUGUCUCUUUGUCUUUGAUUGCAUUUAUUACAACGGAGAAGUACUUAUUAACAAAUCUAUGAAAGAAAGAAGACAGAUUUUGAAGAGUAGGAUGACAGAAAUACCUAACAGAAUAAUGCUGUCUGAAUCUCAGGAAGUGCAUAAAAAAAAAGAUUUGGCAGAGAUGAUAGCAAAAGUUCUGAAAUUGGGUCUCGAAGGAUUAGUUCUGAAAGAUAUUAAAAGUAAGUACGAGCCUGGUAAAAGACAUUGGUUGAAAGUAAAGAAGGAUUAUUUGUUCGGUGGUGCUAUGGCCGAUAGUGCAGAUCUCGUUGUUCUCGGCGCAUGGUAUGGUACCGGUCAAAAAGGAGGAAUGAUGUCAAUCUUUCUUAUGGGUUGUUACGAUUCUGAUGCGGAUAAAUGGUUAACUGUGACAAAAGUACACUCUGGCCACGACGAUGCGAUGUUAGAGGCACUUCAAAAUAAACUCGAUAUGAUUAAAAUAGGUAAAGAUCCAGCUAAAGUUCCAAAAUGGUUACGAGCAAACAAACCAAUGGUACCAGACUUUGUUGCAAGAGACCCAAAGAAACAACCAGUCUGGGAAAUCACUGGAGCAGAAUUUACAAAUCAAGGAGUGCAUACAGCAGAUGGAAUUAGCAUUAGGUUCCCACGAGUAACAAGAAUUCGCGAUGAUAAGGAUUGGUCUACUGCUACGAAUUUGAAUGAACUUCGUGAAUUAUUUAGAAGGAGUUCUGACUGCUUAGACUUUAGCAUUCUCUUGGGAACCAAUAACAGCGAUAAGAAAGAUCCGAAAUUAAUUGCUUCGACCAGUUCUACGCCUUCGACCAGUUCUACGCCUUCGACCUCCGGCAAAAUCGAUAAAGAAAAAAAUAUUUCUCCAAAAGGAGUAAAAGUCGAGAAAACAAAUGUCGACGACGAUGACAAGGAGAAAACUAAAGGAAAAAUUAAAAUAGAAGGUAGAAUCAGAGUUAAAAAGGAAUUUCAUAUUGAUCAACCAAGUACGAGUAGACAAAUAAUGAAAGAAAUAGAAACAUGUGGAGAGGAAAAUGUUAAAACGGAAAAGAUAUUAGAUUUAUUCGAAGCCAGUUAUGAUCCUGAUAUUAAAAUAAAAGAAGAAGCUACUCCAAUCGAGAAUCUAGAACACGAAGAAUCCAUAAUAAAGAAUGAAAGUGAUUCUAAAAAAGAUGAUACAUCCGCCAAGUAUUAUUCUUUCGUUAAUAACGACAGCGACGCUUAUAUUAAUGCUUUUCUUUAUUCUACUAUUCUUCGAUUAACACUAACCGUACCAACAAGCACAGUCAUUUGAUUUACGAUUUACGAU
Vespula pensylvanica (western yellowjacket) is the source of this 3035-nucleotide messenger RNA. RefSeq names its product DNA ligase 3 (gene DNAlig3). Lineage: Eukaryota; Metazoa; Arthropoda; Insecta; Hymenoptera; Vespidae. Gene Ontology annotation, molecular function: ATP binding; DNA ligase (ATP) activity; DNA binding. The transcript is spliced from 18 exons. Bases 144 to 3020 code for a protein of 958 amino acids. Gene Ontology annotation, cellular component: DNA ligase III-XRCC1 complex. The record is from RefSeq and is a predicted model, not a curated record. Gene Ontology annotation, biological process: DNA recombination; mitochondrial DNA repair; lagging strand elongation.